GUUAGACGAGUGACAUAUUUCCUCUUCCAGAUAAGUUCAAUAUUUAACAUUUGACCGUGUUUCACCCUGGAACAAGUAGUUGAACUCUUUAGCAAACUCAUGGAGUCUGAUGUGGAGAACGAGUCACUAAGUUUGCAGAAAAAUCUGAUAACGCCCUCAGAAUUACACGUAAAUUAAUUCUGGCUUCGAAAUAACGAUCUAAAUUUCAUGCAGGGCAUGGUUUUUAAAAGCCCCCGGUCGUAGUCAGAAGCUGAAAUGAAGCGCCAAAAUAUUCGUACCCUUUCAUUGGUGGUAUGUACUUUUACCUAUUUACUAAUUGGUGCCGCCGUGUUUGAUGCACUAGAAUCGGAAACCGAAGCUAGAAGAUGGGAGUUUUUAAAAAGUGUAAAAGCAAACUUUGUUGCCAAAUACAAUAUUACCCCGGAAGACUAUCAUAUGAUCGAAAUUGUAAUUACGGAGAAUAAACCACACAAAGCGGGACCCCAGUGGAAGUUUGCCGGCGCAUUCUAUUUUGCCACCGUCGUUCUAGCGAUGAUCGGUUACGGUCACUCUACGCCAGUUACAGUAGGAGGCAAGGCUUUUUGCAUGGCUUACGCCAUGGUCGGAAUUCCGCUGGGGCUCGUGAUGUUUCAAAGCAUCGGUGAACGUUUGAACAAGUUUGCGUCUGUUGUAAUACGCCGUGCGAAAAGAUAUCUGCGCUGCAACCACACGGAGGCAACGGAAAUGAAUCUGAUGGUCGCAACGGGAUUACUUUCGUCGGUCAUUAUUACUACCGGAGCGGCUGUGUUUUCACGUUACGAAGGGUGGAGCUAUUUCGACAGUUUUUACUACUGCUUCGUGACACUCACUACGAUAGGCUUUGGUGAUUAUGUUGCACUCCAGAAUGAUCAAGCGUUGAUUAACAAACCGGGCUACGUUGCACUAAGUUUGGUGUUCAUACUUUUUGGAUUGGCGGUCGUCGCUGCUAGUAUCAAUCUCUUGGUGCUAAGAUUCAUGACCAUGAACGCGGAAGACAUACGACGUGAAGAAGCAGAAAUGCAAUCUUCAGUGGACGGUCUCACGACAUAUGAAUCUACCGGUAAACUACUUUCCUGUGCCAAUUUGAACUACUGUUCGGAAAUUGAAGAAGAUACCUCUGUAUGUUCAUGUACGUGCUUGGGAGGCAACAGUUUGACAACCCAUGAACAUGAAUUUUUAUUAAACCAAGGAUAUCAUCCAGCAGAUAUUAUUACGAGUACCAUUAGUUUGAAACGCAUGUCUAUUUAAAAACAUAAGGCUAAGCUGUUCCAGAUUAUCGCACGUGCUGCAUAUUAGAUAGAAUACCGUUUUGGGGUUCCUUCUCUUACAACAUGUCCAUUCCAUUAGACAGAGUUGUAAGCAAAUUUAAAUCAACCACCAACGAAACGAUGUGUGCCAAUUGCCACGAAGAAUAAGUCUCAGAUGAAAAUAACUACAAGUAGGUCAAUGUUCUUUUAAAAUCGAAAAAAAGCAAUCCGAUUUUUUAAGUGUCAUUCAACAUUUAGCAACAUAUAUAAAUGAAAAUUGACAGCAUAUUAAAUUUCACUGACGAAUAUAACAUGUAUAUAUUCCGCAUAUAAUAAAUUCGUAAUUGUGAUUGAGUUCAG
Anopheles bellator is the source of this 1625-nucleotide messenger RNA. RefSeq names its product potassium channel subfamily K member 9 (gene Task7). The record is from RefSeq and is a predicted model, not a curated record. The transcript is spliced from 4 exons. Lineage: Eukaryota; Metazoa; Arthropoda; Insecta; Diptera; Culicidae. Bases 256 to 1266 code for a protein of 336 amino acids. Gene Ontology annotation, cellular component: membrane. Gene Ontology annotation, biological process: stabilization of membrane potential; potassium ion transmembrane transport. Gene Ontology annotation, molecular function: potassium ion leak channel activity.